Racocetra fulgida is the source of this 4546-nucleotide messenger RNA. Lineage: Eukaryota; Fungi; Glomeromycota; Glomeromycetes; Diversisporales; Gigasporaceae. The record is from the annotation of a GenBank genome assembly.
AUGGAAGAAGAACCUCUUACCCCAAUCGUGGGUGAACAUCCACGCAUUUCCCUUACACAGAGUUCUGCUGUGAGGGAUUCGGUCAUUACCUACAGUACUGAUAUUGCAGGUAGCAGUAUUGGAGAAACUCGAACAAAUACGUUUUCGAGCAAGCCAAUGACAGAAAGCUCUCCACGCUUCUAUCGCCAGAAGCGUUUCUGGACUAUAUGCGUUGCUGUGACUAUAGUGCUUUUGGCCAUAUUUAUUCCUUUAUUUAUCCUCGUCAUUUUUCCCGCAAUCGCUCAAUCUGCAAUUGACGGUUCUACAUUAAAUAUUAAUAGUAUAAACCUCACAGAUAUUCAAGAAGAUAGUGUAACAAUAGCUUCUAGUGGCAAUGUUACCAAUGCUGGUCCUUUUUCGUCUACAAUAUCUUUCGAUGAACCAGUAUCUAUGAUUUAUAAUGGUAUAGAGAUGGCUCGACUUAAUUUUGACUCUAUUUCAACUAAUAAUGGUCAUGCAGAUAUUAUAUUAGAUGCGAGAAAAUUAACAAUUAUAGACCAAGAUGCAUUUAGCAAUUUUUCACUGGAUGCCUUCUUACAGGACAGUAUAAAAAUGACUUUAAAAGGUUCUGCUCGUGUAAAAUCUAUUGGUAUAACAAGAGGCAGUUUAAACUUACGUAAGGAAGUCACACUGAGAGGUGCUAGCAAUUUCCCUAAUGUCAGCAUAACGUCAUUAAAUAUCAACCAGGAUCCUCAGAAUCCUCAAAACAUAAUAUUAGAACACACUGCCCAAUUAUAUAAUCCAUCUAUUUUUUAUAUAAAUAUGGGCAAAUUUGGUGCAGAUAUUCUUUAUAACAAUUCUCACAUUGCAAGUAUGGUGAUUAUGAAUUUCACAUUAGAGCCCGGUAUGAACAAUAUUAGCAUGAUUGGUAAUGCAACUAUGCCAAAUUCUCCUCAGGAUCUUGUUAAUUUAGGUCAAGUUAUGCAAGCAUAUUUGACAAAUAAUCCAGUAACGACACAAGCGAAAGGUACAUAUGUAUAUCCAGAUGGUACAAAUUCUGUGGAAUGGCUUACAACAGUAAUCACUAAACUGCCAUUGAACGCUGUCGUUGGCAAUAAUCCUAGACUUGAAGUAAUUACAGGCUUAGAUCUUGGUCAACCUACUGUGAAUUUUAAUGGACAAUCAAGUUAUGCGCCUUUAUUCUCUGCUACAAAUGUUAAAGCCAGUUAUAUAUUACCUUUUCACAUUAAUACAACAAUAUUGCAAGUUUCACAAGACAUUACACUCCUCACUCAAGAUGGUCAAGAAUUUGCUAAUCAUUCUACCAGCAUCAUUACUGUGACUACCGAUAAUGGUACUGACAUUAUCAUUAAUAUUCCACCAACUCCGCUCAAUGUGAUUUCUGGCAACGAUAAUAUAUAUCAAACAUUUUUUGCAAAUUUAACAAAAAAUGAUCAGGGAUUGGUGUAUAUUAAAGGUUUAGCUAGUAUUGUAGCUAAUACAUCUUUGGGUCCCAUUCCAAUUAAUGGGAUUCCAUUCAAUGUUUCCACUACAUUACAAGGCUUUUCUAAUUUUGCCAAGACCGCUCCUACCAUUAACGAUGUAACAAUUCUUGAUGCUACUUCAAGUUCUAUGGUUCUUGGAAUUCAUGCUACUAUUUACAACCCUUCAAAUAUGUCAAUUGAGCUUGGCAAUACAAAUUUUAAGGUCCUCUACAAUGAUGCAGAAAUUGGUUUAGCUAGUACAAAUCUGUCAGUUGUCCCUGGCGCUAAUAAUGUUACUCUCCAGUCAACUAUGGAUCCAAACAAUUCACCCCAAGCUACUCAACUCCUUGCAAAUUUCAUGAACAAAAUUGAUUCUCUUGUUAUUGUCUCAGGUUAUGAUGGUUCAACUAGUUUUGAAAGUUUGAAACUUGCAUUUGAAGGUUUAAACAUGAAUACAACUUUAUCACCUUUGAAAAAUCCAUUGAUUAAUAAAUCUACCUUGCGUAUGCGUGAUAGUACACCAAGUGAUGGUAUAGCAACAGGAAUUGUGGAUAUGUCAAAUCCUUUCGUGGCUGGAUUUAAUAUUAUAUCUAUUGAGUCAACCAUUACUGCUGAUGAUGUUCAGCUUGCAAAAGUUUCUCAAUCAAAUCUUAAUAUUAAUAUUCCUGGAGGUAAAACAAUUACUACCGAUUUGCCAAUAUCACUUAACCUUGAUCCUCCUACACUAUUUGGUCUUUUACAUCAAGAAGCAAAAGCAAAAAAGCAGAAUACCGACGUAAUUGAUAGCUUGAUGUCUAUAGGUAACAUUAAUGCUCCAGGGGUACCUCAAGUAGAUCCUUCAAACAUUGAUCCAGACAUUUUCGAUAACUUUGAUAUUGUCAAAUUCACCAAAUCUGCUAUGGAUAAUAUGAGCACAAACAUGUCAAAUGUAGUUACUGUCAUAAUUGUUGGUAAAUCUGGUAACUACCAAUUAAACUCGUUGCCUAUGACUCAAAUCGUUAACAACAACGUGGAUGAUAGUAUUAAAAUCUUAAUUAGGCAUCUUUCUGUACCAAUUGCUACAGCAAUGGUAGCUGCAUCAAAUACUGCUUUCACCGCUGUUAAAAUUCAAAACCCAGGUGAAUCCGAAUUUACUUCUAUAAUUAGUGGAGGAAUUGUUGCUUCUGUACCACUUAGUGCAAAAAUUACUACUCCAAAUGGAUUGUCUGUAACCUUUAAUGAUAAAACACUUGGUAAUGUUAACUUUCCAUCAAUCGACAUUGUCCGAGGAAAAGCGGAACUCAAAAGUUUAAAAUCCCAAUUUAAGAUUGAAGACAAAGACGCUUUAGCAGACUUUACUCAACAAUUCUUAAAUGCAGAUACAAUCUCAUGGUCAAUUACUUCACCAAGUAUCACCGUUUUUGCAAUGAAACUUGACAUACCUGGAGUUUCAUUUAAUCAAAAGAUUCAAUUAAAGGGUGCGAAUGGAUUCAAAAAUGCUAUUAAAAUUAAAGAAUUUAAACUUCCAGGAGAUGCACCUGAAGGUGGAAUUUUGACUACUAUUGAAGCUACACUUUCAAAUCCUGGUACAAUUGGUAUGGAAUUGGAUACCGCUCUCUUCGAUGUUUUCUCUGACACUACUAAGAUUGGUGAAGUUUCUGUUGAUGGUUUUGUCCUUCAACCAAAUGGUGAUUCAAAUCUUAAGUUAAAAGGUCGUUUAAUUCCUCAAUCUGGUGAUGGUUUGCAAGUUAUUCAAAAGAUAUUUAAUGAAUUUCUUGCGGAGCAGGAAAUUCCUCUUUUAACACAGGGGACAGGCACCAAACCUCCAAUCAGUUGGAUGUUAUCUGCAUUUAAAUCACUUAAAAUAUCCUCAGUUCUUCCAGCUCAACAUCAUCCACCUCUUAUUUCCGGUAUAAAUCUAGAUAAACUUAGUCUAACUUUUACACCAGACACUGCAUAUAAUCCUGACUCUUCUUCAGACAAAAUCACAGCUGAUGUACAAACACCUUUCGGCUUCACAUUGAGCAUUACAGAUGUUGCACAAAAAGUAGUUAUAGUUAAUGAUGGUGUUAAUAUGGCCGAACUUGACCUUCCUAAAACACCUACAUCUUCAAAAAUUAAAAAUCAGAAAGGAACUGUUUUGAUUUCAUAUAAACAUAUUCCGUUAAAAGUAUUUGAUGAUGCACACGAAAAUUUUGAUUCAUAUGUUAAAGAUUUAACCAUUAAGAAAUCAUUGAAGUUUGGUUUUGCUGGAUCUACCGACGCUUUCGUUUCAACACCUAUUGGACCUGUAACACUUAAUAACAUUAGUGUGAAAGUCGAAAGCAAAUUGCCUGGAUUUCAAGGUUUUAAUUCGAAAAAAUCAUCAGCAAAAGUUAUAGAUGUUUUAAAUAGCACAGAAGAUUCUCUUACUAUGCCAAUUAUUACAUCUAUAUUUAAUCCAACCGACAAUACAAUCAGUGUUGGUGAUGUAAAUUUCGGCUUUUCUUUUGAGAACCAAGUAUUAGGAAACGCUCUUAUUCCAAAACUAACUCUUGUUCCGGGAAUCAAUAAUGUCACUUCUAUUGUCACAUUCAAACCAACAACAAAUGCUGCUAAAAUAGCAAGUUUGAAAAUGCUUUCUAGCUUUGUCUCGAAUAAAACAGAAACAACCGUCAUUUUUGGAUCAGAAAAAUCAACAGAAGUAGAUACUAAGUUUCAUGAUAUCACCCUUGGAGUGAUUAAUUUCACAUCUCCAUUCCAAAUUCCCUUUAAAGGCAAGACUGUUACAAAAUCACCAAAGAUCCCCAUAACUCUUAAUCUCAACCCGAAGGAUCUUAUUAAGAUAAUUAAACUUGCAGCUAAAGAUGCAGCUGCACCUGCAUCACCAGAACCACUUAAAAAAUCCAAACCGCCUCCUAAAGGUAACGUUACUGAUCUUAUCUUACAAGUACUCAACAGUAUGAAAGUUGAUCUCUCUGUAGAACAAACGGGUACAAGUAUUGGUAAAUUUCCGGCCCCAAUAUCAAUGGAAUUAAAAAAAGUGCCCGUAAUGUUUGAUGACACAGCACUUAUAUUAAUGAGUGUAGUUGCCCCUCAAGUUGCACAAAAAAUUAUUGACCAUA